ACUUUGUCUGUCUGUCUCAUUUUGUUAUUGUAGAUUAAUUUUUAAUAUAUAAUGCCGUACUUAUUAGGUUCGCAUGCAAUCCGAAGAACACGCAAAUACCUAGAGCAAGGCAAACUAAUAUUUCGAAAAAAUGUACAAAUAAUGACUGUACAUUACAAUGAGAAAGACAUUUAUCAUCAAGGAGCUAAAUAUUUUGUAUAUUGGAAUUUGUGUCAAGUGCAAUAUAAAAAUCCAAAUGUCCAAGUUGUUUUCUAUAGAAACAUGUUUCCAACAUCAUUUGUCAGGUGUUGGUUAGAUACUGGUGAAGAUGUGCUUAUGGAUGUAUUUGGCAAAAGUAAUUUGGAAAUUCUCAACCAUCUAAUAAAAAUUUUAGGCCAACCAGUCUCUAGCAAAGCAGAAGAGAGGAAAGACACUAUAGAAAAGGAUACAGAGAUUGCAAAAUUUGGAAGUGGUUAUAAGAGGCAUUGCAUAUGUGAAAUACCUGGGCAAGUUCCAUGUCCAGCUGUUAUACCUUUACCAAAGCAUAUGACUGGCAAGUACAAAUCUGAACAUAAUUUAUGGCCAUUAAAGGGAACGACUUCUGCAUAGAUAAUCAUUUCCUUUGAACUUUCUCUAUCAUUGUGUCAUUUGAAGAUCAAAAUGUACUGCAUUGUGACUGAACUGUUAGAUUAUAAAUAUAAUUCUCAUAAAUUCUUGUUUA
Molecule: messenger RNA, 700 nt
Organism: Stegodyphus dumicola
Lineage: Eukaryota; Metazoa; Arthropoda; Arachnida; Araneae; Eresidae
Gene: mRpS25
Product: mitochondrial ribosomal protein S25
Cellular component (GO): mitochondrion
Molecular function (GO): structural constituent of ribosome
Source: RefSeq, a predicted model, not a curated record